Closterium sp. NIES-67 is the source of this 1200-nucleotide messenger RNA. The record is from the annotation of a GenBank genome assembly. NCBI's taxonomy places the organism in Eukaryota, Viridiplantae, Streptophyta, Zygnematophyceae, Desmidiales, Closteriaceae.
AAGGUGGCGCUGUGCAAGGCUCAGGUGCACAAGGUGAAGGUGCACAAGGUAAUACCUAUCCUGGGAUGUUUCUCAUGGUUGAGGAUGUGCAUGGGCAUGAGGGUGAUGUGGGAUCUGUAGGAAAGGUUGUGAUGCACCCUCUCACGCACUGGGUGAUUGAUUCAGGUUGCACCAGUCACAUGACCCCACGGGCAGAUAUGCUUGAUGAGGUAAAACCCCCUGGAAAGAUUAAGUAUGUGGCAGCAGCGUCAGGUGUUUUGCUCCCUAAAUUGGUGAAGGACGGGAGCCUGAAGGGCUUGGAGGUCAAGGGAGGAGUGAAGGAGAUUGGGAGCUGCCCUACAUGCUUGGAGACCAAGUUCUCCAAGUUCCCCUUCAACAGCACUACAGGACCAGCCAAGACCCCACUUGCACUUGUGCACAUGGAUGUGGUGGGGCCCACAAGAGCCCCUUCCCUCUCAGGCAACCGCUAUUUCUUGACAAUUGUGGAUGACCACACUCGGGAAGUGUGGGUUUACCCUUUGAAGAGCAAGGGGGAGGUGGCAGCGGCUGUCCUUAAGGAGUGGAUGCCUAGAGCUCAGAGGGAAUGCGGACACAAGGUGAAGGUCGCCCUUGUGAAGAACAGGGUGGUGGCUACAGUUGGGGAUAAGGAGUGGAUCCCAUAUACCAAGUGGUAUGGGAGUGCUCCAGCUGUGAACAUGCUGAGGGCAUUUGGGUGCCAUGUGGUGUUUCAUGUGCCUAAGGAGAAAAGGGGGAAGUUGGAGGCUUCUGGAAGAUGGGGUGUGCACUUGGGGAUUGCAAAGGAUCACAAGGGGUGGCUGCUAUGGGACUUGACCACCCAGAAGUUGACAGUGUCAAGGGAUGUGAAGUUUCUGGAGUCCCUGUACUACAAGGAAUGGAAGCAGCAGCAACAGAAGCUUCCAUCUACACCGCUCAUUGUGGAGGCAGGCCUUCAAGACAGGUGGAGGUUGCAGUGUCUGAGGAGGAGAUGUCUGGGGUGACUGAGGAAGGGGGAGCAGCUGAAGUGGAGCAGCAGCAGCAACAGCAUGAGUCUCCACCUCGAGUUCCACACCCGCCUGAGCGAUCUAGGAGGGAUGUGCGCCCUCCGGUGAGGCUGACCUAUGGGGGAAGAGGCAAGCCGAAUGUGGUGCAGGCUGGGAGUGUGGUUGAGCAGAUUGAGGAAGAUGAGAUUGCAUUGUGCUA